AUACAGUGUGAAAUGCAGUUUUGGUGACACUAUGUGACGUAGAGUCUGUCAGAAUGAGGACACUUAUACACAUACACAUAUAGACCUGUUUUGUGAGCCCCAUCAGUUCUUUUACAAACACACACACACACACACAAAACACACACAGCAAGACAGAUGUGUGGCAAGAGAGACAAAGAAGCAUCUCACUACACAGGACGGAGGAUCCGCCGAAACAGCCGCCGUCCCUUCUCCUGUGGGAAGAUGUCUCUUAUCCUGCUGGUGGUGAUUUUGUCCACGUUUUCGAAAUGUUUGGCCUCAAAGACUGUAGACACUUCCAGCACUGAAAAUAUAUCAACAGAUCUGUUCGAAGAAGAAGAAGUGUCAGAGAGGUGCAUUGUGGAUACUGUGGCCCUCCACAACCACCCGAUUCAGACCCAAGAGACCAUGUUCCAGCUGGUGAAUGCGUCCUGCAGCUUUGUUCAGGCUUUCCACUACUGCCGGGGCCAACUGAGCUCCAUCACCAUUCAAGGGAAGCAUGAGGAUGAAGAGGGCAUGAGGCAACUUCUGGAUCAGGUUCAGAUGCGCCGUCCGGUCUGGGUCAGGAACAGUAACAGUGUCAGUCAAUCAUCUGUACCGAGCGUUCCCAAACAGAAUGUUGUAUUCUCAGGAUUGUCCUUCUUUGACAAAUCUAAAGACGGGUACGCUCGAGUGGAGGCCUCAUUCCCACCACUGUCCGCUGUGAGCGUGUGCAUACGUGUUCAAUUCCCCCAGCACCACGGUGAUCUGUCCACUCUGUUUUCAUAUGCUGCACCCACUUUGACGAAUGAAUUCCAGCUCCGAGGAUGCUUAGACAAGAACAAGCGGCAGGUCCUGCUGGCCCUCAUCAUCCACGGAAAGCACCACUCUUAUAAAGCUUGGUUUCCCAACAAUGGUGACUGGCAUCACGUUUGUGUUACAUGGCGGAAAAGUGAUGGACUUUGGAAUAUUUAUGUGGACGGCGAAAAACGUGACUCAGCCUCGGACAAGGCCUCGUCCCGGGAUAUCUAUGGAAAUGGAAUAUUUAUUUUGGGACAGGACCAGGAUUCUUUUGGGGGGACUUUUACUGAGCCAUACUUAGGGAACAUGACAGAUCUGAACAUAUGGAAUUUGUGGCUGACAGAGAAACAGAUUCAGACACUUUUCACCUGUUCGGAUUCCUCGGAUCUGAAGCCGUUUUUCAGCUGGCAUGAGCGCAAUUUGACUCUCCACCCUGUUGUGAAGGAGAUAUCAGGAAUGGUACAAUGCCCUGGUUUGCUAGAGCAGAAGCAGAAAGAGCAGGAUUCCUGCCGAAUUCUGCAAGUCUUUAGUGGAGGUGUACCAAAAUACAGCACGACACCUUGCUCAAACACUUACCCCUUCAUCUGCAAAAUCAGCAAAGCCCGCUAUAUGAAGAAGAAAGAGCUGGAGGAGUCGCUGAUUAUGAACCCGACCCCCUUGAUGCAAAACCUCAUGAGCCAUGGCAUGACCACCAGUGAAAUCCUUGGUAUGCCUGAUGCAGACGACACCUGGUCUGGAGUCUCCAAUCUGCUUAAUGUCUCUGAGGUUUAUCUGCGGGAGUCCCAGGGCCAGCUUGAGAGCAGGGAUGUUCCAUCUGUGCUUGGGAUGUUGGCUCGUGUUGCCGAACUGCCAACCACUAGCGAGCAGACCCACAUGACGGCACAUGCACUUGGCCGCAGCUUCAUUAGUUUGGCGGAUACGCUUAUGAGUGAGGGGGUCAUGAACAAAUGGGAGACCAUGAAAGAGGUGGUUAGUGGACCAAUGGUUGUAGUGCAGACCAUUGACCGCAUGGCGUCUAACCUGAGCCCGGUGCUCCUGGGGGCCGCAGACCAUGUACAAAUAAACAGCAGCAAUAUCAGACUACAGGUCAAACAGAAGAACGUGUCUGAGAAUUCCCAUGGAUCAGAGUUUUGUGGUUUCAGCAGAUCCGGUCCCUCUGGUCUGGACUGCAUCUCUGUUGCACCUCAAAGCAUGCAGGAGCUCUACAAUGAGGGCUUCGGGAAAGUUACUCUGUUAAACGCUUGGUACGGCUCCCUGAGACCGCUGUUGAAUGGACAGGAGAACACGACGCUCAUCCCCGUCACCACUGACUCCUCUUUCAAGUAUAAGGGGACAGUCCUGGGCUCAUCGCUCAUUUCCAGCACAGUGAUGGCUGAUGGGAAGUUUGUCAGUCUGGGUGUGCAGUAUACACUCCGCCAUCACACUCAGAGCACUUCGAGGAUCAUCCAUAAGCCCAUCUGCGCCUUUUGGGAUUUCGAGCUGUUGGCAGUGGAUAAAGGAGGAUGGUCGACUGAUGGCUGUGAGGUCAUUUCCUCUCAAGAAGACACCACUUCCUGUUUCUGUAACCACACCACCAACUUUGCUUUGCUCCUGCAGAUUUAUGAGGUUCAGUACACACCGGCAGAUGAGAGAGGUUUACAGAUCCUGAGUUUUGUCGGCUGUGGAGUGUCACUGUGUGGACUGAUCUUCACCUUCAUCCUCUUCAUCGCUGUCAGUGUCCCAAAAUCUGACCGCACCACUGUGCAUAAAAAUCUGAUCGUAGCCCUGGCUGCUGCUCAGUUUCUCCUCAUCUUCAGCUACUGGGCCUCGGCUAACCAGGAGCUGUGUUUGUUGGUGACGGCUCUCCUUCACCUCUUCUUCCUGGCGUCUUUCUGCUGGAUGCUGGUCGAAGGGCUGCUGCUCUGGAGCAAAGUCGUCUCUGUGAAUAUCAGCGAGGACAGGAGAAUGAGAUUCUACUAUGGCCUGGGCUGGGGGUUGCCAGUUGUCAUAGUGUCUGUAACCUUGACAGUGUCGCUGAAAAAGUACAAGGCGGAGCAGCGCUGUUGGCUCAACACAGAGUCUGAUAUUAUUUGGGCAUUUGUGGGGCCUGUACUGUUUGUUCUAAUGGUCAACACUGUGGUCUUAUGUCGGGUCGUCAUGGUAACCGUCUCUAGCGCACGGCGCCGAGCCAAAAUGCUGGCUCCAAGCUCCGCCUCCAAAUCAAAGCCCAUGGAUCUGACUUGGGCGGCGACACGGCCUGUCUUGAUUCUUAUGCCGGUUCUGGGUCUGACGUGGCUGUGUGGGGUUCUGGUCCACCUGUCUGUGGUUCUGGCCUACCUGUUUGUAGCACUUAAUGCCUUCCAGGGGUUGUACAUAUUCCUGGUGUAUGCGGUUUAUAACAGUGAGGUGCAGAACGCUAUAAAGAGAAUACAGGAGAAGAGGAAAGCUCUGUCCUUUACUAAUUGCUCUCAGCCAAUCAGCUUCCUGCCAUCUCCGAGGACUCCUGGUGCAUCGUGGGUAGACAGCUUGCCCACCCCGUCCAGCCCAGAGAGUAGUAGCUCCAGUUACAUGACCAACUCUACAGCAAGCUCACUCGUCAUUAAGAACGAAAGUUUUGGAAACGACAAACUUGCAAGCUUCUCAGCCUCAUCCAAACCAAGUGUGGAAAAUCCUGUGGUUCAGCUGAUGGCCUUCAAACCCUCAGCCUGUUGAAGAGAAGACACUGGUGGACUACACAUGCUGCUGACCCACACACACACACACACACACACGUGUGGCGAAGCAGCUGGAGAAGAGCGGGCCUCUCCCACACUGCAGUCCCCCUCGUUCCCAGGGUUAAAGCGAAACAGUGCCGUGUGUGUCUAAGUGUGUGUGUGUGUGUGUGUGUGUGUGUGUGUGUGUGUGUGUGUGAUAGAGAUAAAACAGCAGUCUGUGCUGAAGUUCUUCUGGGUUUCUUCUCUUCACGCUCCACAGAACUCACCCUGCUGAACAUAAAGCGUAGUUAGCGUUAGCAGCGGACACACAGCGAGCCACGCCGCGUUGUAACCUCAGACCAGACGGCUUCGGCUGUCAGUGAGACAGACGCUUAAACCAGGACUGUAGCUCAGUAGGAAAAUUGUAGAUACGCUGUACCGCUGUGUACAGUCAACACACACACACACACACACACACACACACACACACACACACACACACACACACUGACCUGUGACACAUUCUAGUCCUGUGUGACGUGACCGUACUGACACCUGCUUACUAAAAAAACAAGGUGUUGGUGCACAAAAUGUAGUUUAGAGGAAACAACGUUAGUGUUGAAUGAGGGAGGUGGGAUCUGAAAAAACAGUAGAGAGAUUAUCUUUUUGGGUUUGAAUCUGAUGGGUGUAAAUUAUAAGUGGAUUUUUUUUUCCAUAAAAAAAAAACAAAAAACAAAGAUUGUGAAUUGCUUUGACAAUAAAUUAAAAAAUAAAUGAAAUGACAUUAAAAUAAAAAAAAAAAAUGUAAAUAAACAUGCUGUAAAAACUUUA
Clarias gariepinus (North African catfish) is the source of this 4301-nucleotide messenger RNA. RefSeq names its product adhesion G protein-coupled receptor D2 (gene adgrd2). The coding region runs from base 157 to 3489 and encodes 1110 amino acids. Gene Ontology annotation, molecular function: G protein-coupled receptor activity. Gene Ontology annotation, biological process: adenylate cyclase-activating G protein-coupled receptor signaling pathway; cell surface receptor signaling pathway. Gene Ontology annotation, cellular component: membrane. Lineage: Eukaryota; Metazoa; Chordata; Actinopteri; Siluriformes; Clariidae. The record is from RefSeq and is a predicted model, not a curated record. The transcript has 26 exons.